GAUUUGUCCUAGAUCCACUUAUUUUAUCAUGGCAGCCCCGACCGUGGGAACUUUAUAGAUAAAGUGGAACUUUCAAUUUGUAUUGUUGUCAAAUGUUUUUGUCCUACAAUUAGAUUCCAAUAAGAAUUCGCUUCCUCGUAGAAAUCAUGAUAUAUUCCCACAGUGUGAAAUCAAACAGUUUGGUGCUCAAAUAAUUUUAUUAUUGUGAUAAAAAACUGAUAACACUGGAAUCAAAAUGUCAAUAACAUUGCAGUGACGUUUCGCAUUCGGAAAAAUCGUAUUUCGAAUCUACCUUACUUUAAUAAAAUGGAACAUUUAAGUUGUGAACCCGUGGUGAAAUAAUGAUAAAACACUAAUUAUUUGUUCAAGUAAUCAAGCAUUAAAUAAAAAAUAUCAAAAUGACAACGAAGGAGUUGUAUACGAAGGGUGCCCGGAUAUGGGUGGAGCACCCAGAGAAGGUAUGGGAGAGUGCCACAGUGACAUCCGACUACCGGUCCGGUGUGCUCAUCGUCAAGAUAGACCAGUCCGGAGAGAUCAGACAGAUAAAGAUCAAAGAUGAAGGCAAGAUGCCUCCCCUCCGGAAUCCUUCGCUCCUGAUCGGGCAGAAUGACCUGACGUCAUUGUCGUAUCUCCACGAGCCUGCUGUGCUUCAUAACCUUAGAGUUAGAUUCUGCGACCGCAACGCCAUCUACACAUACUGUGGGAUUGUUUUAGUCGCCAUCAAUCCUUACUAUGAUUUGCCUAUAUAUGGUGAUGAAACAAUAAUGGCUUACCGCGGUCAAUCCAUGGGUGAUCUAGACCCGCAUAUAUUCGCCGUGUCCGAAGAGGCAUACACCAAGCUAGAGCGAGAGAGAAGGGAUCAGAGUAUUAUUGUAAGCGGAGAAUCCGGCGCCGGCAAGACAGUAUCAGCUAAGUACGCGAUGCGCUACUUCGCGGCGGUCGGCGGCAAUGCUAGCGAGACGCAGGUCGAGAGGAAGGUGCUAGCCUCUAGUCCUAUCAUGGAGGCCAUAGGAAACGCAAAAACAACCCGUAACGACAACUCAUCCCGUUUCGGCAAAUUCAUAGAGAUACACUUCGACAACGUAUACCGGAUAUCCGGGGCUAGUAUGCGAACCUAUUUGUUGGAGAAGUCCAGAGUGGUCUACCAGAGUGCUGGAGAGAGGAACUAUCAUAUAUUCUAUCAGCUGUGUUCUGCUGCUAGGCAUAUGCCUGAAUUACAACUUGAUCAUCAGGACUCGUUCCACUAUUUGAACCAGGGCGGCAGUCCAAAUAUAGACGGGGUUGAUGAUCUAAGGACUUUUAAUGAGACGAGAAGCGCUCUCACCACAUUAGGAGUUACAGAAACCGAGCAGCAAGACAUGUUUAUCAUACUAUCCACUAUCCUGCACCUGGGUAAUGUGGAGCUCAGUGCUUGUGACCCGGACGCUCCCACGGCUGAUGCCGACGACGGCGCUUACAUUAGUUCUAACGACAAGCAUCUAUCCAUCGUAUGCUCUCUACUGGGGAUAUCGAAAGCUGAACUAUCUCGCUGGCUCACGCAUAGAAGAAUAGCAUCUGCACAUGAGGUGAUAGUAUCCCGCAUGGACGUACAAAGAGCAUCGUUCGCUCGCGACGCUCUCGCCAAGCGUAUGUACGGCGAGCUAUUCGCGUGGCUCGUGCUAGCUGUCAACAGGGCGCUAGACACCGGACAUGCUAAGAAACACUUCAUCGGUGUCCUAGAUAUCUACGGUUUCGAGACGUUUGAAAUAAACUCCUUCGAGCAGUUCUGCAUAAACUACGCGAAUGAGAAAUUACAACAGCAGUUUAAUUCGCAUGUGUUUAAGCUAGAGCAAGACGAAUAUAUCAAGGAGGAAAUAUCUUGGGAGAUGAUAGAGUUCUACGACAAUCAACCGUGCAUAGACCUGAUAGAGGACCGGCUGGGCGUGCUGGCGUUGUUGGACGAGCAGUGCCGGGUGCCGCAGGGCAGCGAUGCGGGCUUUGUCGCUAAGCUGCAUCAGUCCUGCGCUAGGUAUGCGCAUUUCAUGAAGCCUAGGUUUGGGAAUGCUGCGUUCAUCAUAAAACACUUCGCCGAUAACGUAGAGUACCAAUCGGGCGGUUUCCUAGAAAAGAACAGAGAUACAGUCUCAGAAGAACAACUAGAGUGCAUAAAGUCCGCAACGAGUUGUCGACUCAUACAUACCAUGUUUACGGAGAACGCGGGGGAAUUGAGUUCUUCGUCUAAUACUCUGCCUCCGCCGUCUAAACGGAGGACUACGCCUUCUGUGCCGCUUACUAGCUUGACUCAACCGCCCCGCCGAACCUCAGGCCAGAAACAGACAGUGGGCUCACAAUUCCGUCAGUCGCUGUCGGCGCUGAUGUCGACGCUGUCGGCCACCACGCCGCACUACGUGCGCUGCAUCAAGCCUAACGACACCAAGGAGCCCUUCAGCUUCGACAGCGCCAGGGCCGUCAACCAGCUCAGGGCAUGUGGAGUGUUAGAGACUAUAAGAAUAUCAGCGGCUGGUUUCCCGUCUAGAUGGCUUUAUCAAGAUUUCUUUAAUAGAUAUCGUCUCCUCUGCCUCCACAAGGAGAUAGACCGCGGCAACAUCAAGGCGACAUGUGGGCGCAUCCUCGCGCGACACGUCAGAGACCCCGACAAGUAUCAGUUCGGAGCCACCAAGAUAUUCUUCAGAGCUGGACAGGUGGCGUACCUAGAAAAGAUCCGUGCUGACAUACAGCGCGACUACUGCGUGAGGGUACAGAGCUGCGUGCGACGCUUCAUAGCAAGACGCAAGUAUCUGCGGCUAGUGGCCGCCAUCCGGGGGCUGCAGGCGCGGGCGAGGGGCUACUUGGCGAGGAGACGCGCCCAAGAGAUCCGUCGUAAAAGAGCAGCUAUUAAAAUUCAGCGCAACGUCAGAGGAUGGCUCGCUAGACUCAAGUACCAGAGGUUACGGCGUCUGGCCAUUGGGUUACAAGCACAUGCUCGGGGUUACAUGGCGAGGAACUUGUAUAGAGAUCGUAGGAAGGUUAAAGCGGUCAUUACAAUACAGAGGUACGCUCGCGGCUACCUCGCUCGCAAACGUGCGCAGAAGAUACGCCGACAGAUUGUCAUUGCACAGGCUUCUAUCCGCCGCUUCCUCGCCCGUCGUCAAUACAAGCGCCUCCGCAUAGAAGCUCGCAGCAUCGACCACGUCAAGUCUCUCAACAAAGGACUUGAGAACAAGAUCAUCAGUCUACAACAGAAGCUGGGCGAUGCGCUCGAGAAAAAUAAGAGCAUUGAGCCGUUAUUAGCUCAGAUUGUCGACUUAAAAGCCAAACUAGAAAUCCUGAAACUCGUAGAAAUAGAAGCCAAAACUCUCAGAACGGACCUUUUCGACAAGAACAACCAGAUCUCUACUCUCCAAGAGGAGUUAGAGAGAGAGAAAGAAAGUAACAAGCAGUUGAAACACGAGAAGAAGUUAAUAGAAGAACAGUAUGAGUUGAAUAGAGCUUCGUGGGAAGAAGAGAGUGAGAAAUUAGCGAAUGAGUUGAAGAGUAAUAAGGAGCAUUUUGAGUUGGCAAUUGAAGAACGCGACAAACAGCACGAACAAGAGAAGAAGGCUUUGAACGCAGAGUUAGAAGCAGAGCGACAGAGUCGACAGAAGUUAUUGUCCGCGCAAUAUGAGCUGCAGGAGAGGAUCGACUCUUUGCAGAGCAAACCAGCACCCAAAGAACACAGAAGAUCGCUGUCAGACGCGAGCAAUAAUUCUCAACAAGAAACUACCGUUGAAGACGACUAUGGCUACGGUUCAGUCAGAUCGGUGGAGAGCUCUCGGCCGGCGCUGGAAGCCGUCAACUGGUCCGCCGGCACGCACAAUGGACCCACACAACCGUCAGCAGACGCGGGACUGGUUCUGCGUAUGCGCAACAGAAUAUCGGCGUUACAGAGCGAACUGUCGCGCACCACCAAGCGAGCCGCCGACCUCGAGGAGAGGAUUAUGAACCGCCACUCGUCAGCGCCAACGAACCCCAACAUAGACCGCUACAAACUUGAAGAACUAGAAAUUGAGAACAAGAAACUUCGAGAACAUUUAGACAGGCUGAGAGCUGCCGGAGACACAGUGCUGGUCUCCAAGGAAGUCAUAGAACAAAUGAACAUAAUGCAGAAAGAACUGGACAGAAGGCGAGAUGAAUGCAUACAACUUAAGAGUGUACUCACUAACCAGAAGCCAUGGUUCCAAGCUCUCAAAAACGUUACUGUGAAUCUAAAGUCGCUUGCCACAUCAAACUACGGGUCAGACGUCGAUAUUAUAAAUGAAGACGGAGAGUUAGCUACAGCUUAUGAAGCUCAGAAGGGUAUUAACAGGCAACUACAAGAAGAGUUAUUGGCAGAGAAGAAAUUCUAUUCCGAACACAUAUCGAAGUCAAAAACAGAGAUAGAGAAACUAAGAGAAGAGAAUGAGAAGUAUCAAAAGUUGCUAAGUGCUGAUUUGAGCGCUGAACCCAAGAAUAAGACUCAGGAAUUCGCACAGAAUGAAAUCAUUCGAUUGGCAGCUGAAAGUUUGGCGUUACAGGAACGUGUGGACAAGUUAUCGGAAAGCUGUCGCCGUUACAAGAACCAGAUUCGAUUGUUAGUCAACAAGCUUAAAGAAGUCGGCAUUGAAGACGUCAACGAUAUACUUGAUAACACUGACCCAGUGGCGCCACCCAACGCGUCGAUGACGCUAGAGAUGGCGCCGGUAACACGUAAGAAGGAGCGCGAGUACCUCGGCAUGUUCGAGUACAAGAUACAGGACGAGGCCGUCAUUAUCAAGAAACUUAUCUCUGACUUAAAGCCCAAAACGGCAGUGACGCUGCUCCCCGGGCUGCCCGCGUACAUACUGUUCAUGAUGCUGCGACACAUGGACCACGUGGACGACGAGCCUAAGAUGCAUCAGCUCAUGAAAGCCGUCAGAACUGCCGUUAAGAAGACCUUGAAGAAACGAGGGGAGAGUGUCGAGUAUAAUGCGUUGUGGCUGGCUAAUAUGUUGAGACUACUGAACAACCUACGCCAAUAUAGCGGCGACACAAUCUACCAGACAGCCAACACCCCUCGUCAGAACCAGCAGUGUCUGCGCAUCUUCGACCUGUCCGAGUACCGGCAGGUGCUGAGCGACAUCGCCGUCUGGAUAUACCAGGGUCUAAUCCACCUCCUAGAACGUCAACUAGAACGCCUCAUAGUGCCCGCCAUCCUAGAACACGAGGAGAUCAGCGGCCUGUCAGGUCCCAGUGCCCGUCCCGCCCCGCCCGGCGCGGGCCCCGCGAGGCUGAAGCACGAGCUGUCGGCCACGCAUGACCAUCUGCACACCUUCGCUGUUGAUCAGCCGUUAAGGCUCACUAUAUUUAAGCAGUUAUUCUACUACAUCUGCGCGUACAGUUUGAAUCAGCUACUUCUACGCAAAGACCUGUGCUGCUGGGCUAAGGGCUUGCAGAUCAGGUACAACAUCUCACAUCUCGAGACCUGGAUAAAGGAGCAUCUCGCUGAAUAUGGGCAGAAGAGCGUGGAAGAGAUCCUGGGUGUUCUGAAGCCGAUCACGCAGGCAGUGCAGUUGCUGCAAGCUCGCAAGUCCAUGCAGGACGUGCAGAGCACCGUCGACAUGUGCGCCAACCUUAACGCCAUGCAAGUUUGUAAGAUCCUGAACAUGUACACUCCCGCUGAAGAGUACGAGGUGAAGGUGACUCGCGAGUUCAUCCACGAGAUACAGAAGAAAAUGCAGGAGAAGGCCGGCACCAACCCUGAUAAGGAACCACAAAACCUUCUGAUGGACUCAAAGAUGAUAUUCUCGGUGCAAUUCCCCUUCAACCCGUCAUCAAUACGCCUGGAAGCCAUAGAGUUACCAGAAGUGCUAGAACUGGAAGGUCUACUCACCAAAAUAUAAGAAGACGGAGAAGACCAGGUGAUAAUACCGACGGAAUAAGGUGAACAAACAUGCCUGUAGCUGUUUUUUAUUUUUUUACAGCUGGUCUACUGUAAUAUAUUGAGUAGACCAAGUAGACCAUUCAAGGAUUUAGGUUGAAUCAACGACAAUUUAUUAUGUUUAUAGCUGGAAUAUGAAAUAGAGUUAGUAGACCGAAAAGACCGUAGAAUAAGAAGGUAUGUUCAAAACUAUAGGUAUUAUUUUGUAAAGAACCAAUAAUAAUCGUGGUCUUUCGUUGAAAAGACCAAGUAGACGGAAAAGACCGUAGGAAUAAUAAAGUUAUAAGUUUUAAACACAAUAGUUGUUAUGUUUUUGUAAAUGUAAAAGACGGUCUAUUUAAUACAAGAAGUAGUUGAAAUAGCUUUAGGAUAUUAGCCUAACAUUUUUGUAUAAUUUUGCUCAUAUAGUUUCAUGUCUGUUAGAUUUUAAAGGUAAUCUGAAUCAAAUAAUCAAAAUACUACACUUGAUUUGUGAUUAAAAAUUGCUAAAAUAUGCUACUUUAUAAAAUCUAAAUGGGCAAUACAUACCUUAAUAUAUUAAUUUUUACAUCUUGCCUUAUAUAAAAUAUCUUCAAAUAACUCAAGAUUUUCGUUCCUCGGUUAUUGCCAUACAAAAUAAUCGGUUAAUAUGGUGCCAUUAUUAUUUAUUAUAUUAUAUAAAUCGGUUAAAGCAAAAUACAUAAUAUAUUUAUUCACACUUAACAUUGUCUGACAUUGAUCAUCUUUGGCAGUCGUUACGGGUAGUCAGAAGCCAGUAAGUCUGACUACCAGUCUUACAUAGGGGUUGCCCGGGUAACUGGGUUGACGAGGUCACAUAGGCAGUCGCUCCUUGUAAAAGACUGGUACUUAGCUACAGAUGAUGAUGACAUUUUUUCACUAUAACAUUCCAAUAAAGCUGUGAUUUAUUUCUCCAUUUUUUUGGACAUAAAAGUAUUAUUUAAUUUCGGUAGAAUUUUUAUGUUUUUGUAAUACUAUCAACUGUUUCCAUUGAAAAAUAAUUGAAAUUCUUAAAUUAUGUUUAUUCUUAUAUCAUCAAGUAAAAUUAAUCCGACAAUUUCAAUAACAAUAAUUAUCAUUUAGUAAAUAAAUCACGAAUGAAUAGAAACCAUUAUUGCUUAAAUACAUUAGAUGCCGCAGAAAUAUAAUAUUACACUGACUUUUCAUUUGUUUCCGCUAAGAAAUUACUUUUAGCGUCUUCAUAGGGGUUUCUGAGAUGCCAGUCUCACAAUGUUCCGACGCCAUUAAGUGUGGCGCGAACUAUACUUACUUUUCAAUACAUUUUUGAAUAUUUUCUACGAUGAGAUAUGACAAUUUAUUUAUUUUUUUGGUCAAAUUGUUUGUUUUUUUUUUCUAACAGCCAGAUGGCGUAAUAGUUAGUGUAUAUCUACGCUAAAGUUAGGGGUUCGAUUCCCGCGUGAGUUCAUCAUUGUGUGUAUGAAUUUUUGAUGUAGCCUUGUGGAUUUUAUUUAAGGUAUUUACAAAAAUAAUUUUUCAAAAUAUCAACUUCAUGAAAUGCUUCCCAAAAUUAGUCUUCCUUUUGAAAAAAAUACUAAACAUCGAAAAUCUUUAGUCAUCAGAAGAGUCAAUUAUAAAAUUUUGAGUUAUUAUAUUUUUUCCAAAACGCAGUCUAUCUCAGCCAUUUCCUUUAUAAAAUAAGUUUUUAAUCAACGAAGUUAUUUUCUAGUUUUAAAUUAAGGUUUAUACAUUUUUUAUUAUACUACUUACAAAGGUUUUUGUUACUUAACCCUCUGCAACUGACGUGGUCAAAUUUUUACAAUUCAACUGAGGUGGUAGUACACGAGACACCAAUUCAAUUGCAAAUAUUUUUGUAAAAUUAAACUAUACAGCUAACUUAUUGAUAUUUAUUAGAUUUAUAGCCUAUUUUAAAUGUUAAAUUAACUUGGAAUAAAAAAAAGAAAAUAUACUUUCAAAAUUAAACAACUUUUAUUUACGUAUGUCAAAUCAGCCUGAAAAAUUCUACUUAAUCAUUUAUGAACUAAAAAAAGUAACAAAAUCAACUUUUUCAAAUUUUCAAUUAUAUAUUUUAAAAGUUCACAAUAAUAUGAAUCAGUGUUGGAAAAAUGAUAUACAUUCGUUGGUCAAAUUAUAAACUAGAGUGAUUCAAAGUCACACCUUUUUUUGGCAAUUAUCACACAGUGGCUUAGAGAACUGAAGGCAAAUUGGCUUCGAACAAUCACAGCAACGAUACUUAGUUUGUCUUUUUAUUUAAGUUGGAAAAAUAUAACAAAAUGUUUUGUCACUCAGUGGAAUAAAUCGAACUACCGGAGAUGGAGGGACCCCCCAUCCAUGCCUAAAACUCUUCUCCACGUGAAAUGGCGUCAUCUUCAUCGCGUUCGGUUUCAGGAUCGAAACUAAUGGAUCUCCAUCUUUAUCAUCAAUACCUAACACUAAAGGCAUCGUCACUUUCCUGUUACAGUUAGUUCAAUAUUUCCCCUUCAUAUCUCUGGAGAGUUCCAGCCGAUGUUCUUUUACGUGCAGAAGUCCCUGGUUUAGGCUUGUUGCUUGAGAUGUCCAUCUAAAAACUUGUUCGGUACUUAACACCAGUUAGCUUGGCAUUCAAGUUAAUUGAUAAGUAAUUAAAAUAUUAACGUAAUAUUUCAGGAAAAUUGGAAAAUAACACUAAAAAUAAAUCAUUUAAACUAGGUUACUGACGUGGUAGUUUAGGAGACACUAUGAAGAUAUAACCAUUUGACUGAGGUGGUAGUCUCGUGGAAACUUACCUUGACGCUGACGUGGUAGUCCCGUGGACACUUUUCUUCCUCCAGGUUAAAGUAAGCUCACUGUGACCGCCCCCCGCACACUGACCGACGCGCGAGCCCUUUAUAGGAAGGUACUCGAAGAGCUGGCGCAUGAAUUUGAAAAAUGACGGUAAAAAACUUGAUUUUGUAUUUUGCGGUGUCUGUGGGACUACCACCUCAGCUGCAGAGGGUUAAACUGAUUAGUUCAAAUUAUUCAUCACUUUUCGAAACCACGUUUGAAAUAUUAUUCUCAAUAAACACACGAUUUAAAUUACUUUUAAAAUAUGUGGCAGUUCUAUUUCUAAGUCGUUACGGGUAGUCAGAAGCCAGUAAGUCUGACAACCAGUCUAACCAAGGGGUAUCGGGUUGCCCGGGUAACUGGGUUAAGGAGGUCAGAUAGGUAGUCGCUCCUUGUAAAACACUGGUACUCAGGUGCAUCCGGUUAGACUGGAAACCGACCCCAACAUAGUUUGGAAAUGAUCUUAAGUAUUCUGAGUAUUCUUUAAAAAAAGUAAAAAAAAAAAAUAAUUAAAAUAAUAAUGUUGUUUAUUUAUAACAAAUUAAGACAAUUUAUUCCAUCUGAAUGUAUUGUCAAGUAAAUAAAUAUAUUUGCGCAAGUUAAAGCCACUAUUGAUGGCUAUAAUUGUUAUAUAGGCCAGUUCGGACGAGUAAAACUUACUAAUGUUUGGUAAUCUUAUGUCGUAUUCAAUACUACAAACGAUUAAAUGCCUGGAAUAUUGUUAAAUGAUAAUUUAAAAAUUGUUUCUUCGUCCAGUACUGUAUACACUCUUCAAAAGAGUCAGCGAAUUUGAUAAUUUAUGAAAACUAUAAUUUUUAAUAAAAUGUCGAUAGGUAGCUAAAUAAACCCUGAGACUAUUUCGUGUAAUGUAUAAACUAUGUCUCGUCUGUGCUGGUCUUAAUAAAUAAUAGCAUGUAAAAUAAAAUGCGUACUGCCGAAAUUUAAGCAAAAUAAAUAAGCGAAUAGUGCUUCUAAAAUCCGUGUUCGUCGUGAAUAAAAAUCUUAUUUGUAUAUAAAGAUAUUUAAUAUACAUAAUGUGGUAAAAUUGUGGUGAAUUUAAUAUCAAUUUGUUGUGAAAAGCGCUGUAUGAAUAGAAAAAAUAUAAUAAUGUCUGCAGCUGCUUUUUUCACAAACGUUUAGUGUCAUUCCAUUGUGUUUAAAUUAAUGUUAUUUAUAGUAAAUAAAAGUUUAUUAGAAUUAUUGUUGUAUAGAGAAAUUAUAGUUGGGUUUUGGAGAGUUGUAAAAAUAUCAAAAAAUAAAUCAAUACAUACAUACAAAUACGGAUAUUUGAGUUGGCAAAGCUACAUGAUAAAUCAAAGUUAGUAGGGCUUUUGCAAUUAAAAUGAUUUUUAAUAAACUGACUUUUGAUUUUUCAUAAAUAUCAAGAAAAAAUAUUUAUACAACUUUCCAAAAUAUUAAAGUAUGUGGACUCAAUAAGUAUGUAACUUAGAAAUAAUUUAGAAAAUAAACAGUGUUACCAUUUGCGCUAGGUGCUUUCGAAGCUUGUAUUUAUUAUAUUAUGUAAACUUUUUUCCACCAUUUUCUUACGAAGUUUUGAUUGCGUAUAAUAAUUAAUGCUUUACACUGAUACAAAGGUGAAUAAUUUAAGAUUUCUAAGCAAUUUUUGGGUUUCUGCUAGUAUAUGUCUUGAUUGAGUGUCUAUAAAAUCAAAGUCGAGUACCUUACGACUUGGUAAUUUCAGACAUUAUUAAAAAAAACUGUAAUAAAGAGAUAUUUAUAUGGGUUCUUAAUACUGUGGUCUCAAAAACAAGGAUAAAGAACUUUUAUAGACACGAAAUUAUGGCAUUUGCAGACUAGCAGAUUUUAUACCCUUUCGUUUUGACAUUCCAUUUUUUACUUAUCUAUAGUUCCUUAUUGUUUCCAUAUUAAAACCGCGGUUAUUAAGAUAAUAAUAGAGGUAAAGCAAUUUAUUAUGAAUGUAGUUUUGAAAUAGAACAUUAUAGCAAAAGCAGGCACUAAGUACUUAAAUAGAAGAUUUUGUAAAAUCAGUAUUUUGUAUGUAAUUGUUAUUAUUUAUUUAUUUAUUUGUUGUGCAUACGACAGGUGUAUAUCAGAAUUUUUCCUAGCAAAUUGUCGUAUAGCUUAAAAAUGUAGAAAAAUAUAUGUAAUAAUAUCUCCUUGUUGUACUUAAUGUAUUAAAAAUAUAGAGAAAUAUAUAUUUAUGUUGUGUUGUAUAUACUUGAAAUUAUAUUUAUUAGGUGCUCAAGUUGAAACUUUUCGAGUUUAUUAAAUUCUUUCCAAAUGUAAUGUGGAUAUAUUGAAAUUAUUAUUCGUCAAUUGAUUGAAAUUGUUGUGUCAUUCGUUAAUGUAACAAACGACAAAAUAUAUAUGGAAUUUAUCUCUAAAGUGAUCAUUAUUAAUUAAAAAAUGUUAUUUACAUAUAAUGAAUAUUGGAAGAUAACGUCUAUUGCAAACUUCUUGCUAGCAGCUGAUCGCGUGGCAAUCUAAUAUUAAAAAAUGCAGCCUUUUUGUUAGCCAUGAUAAAAAUAAUUACUAAAACGAGAACUACUAAAGUUUAUGUAACAAGUAAAUGGUCAGAUAUAUUGCAGGAAUUUAAUUUGGGUGAUAUUAACAGGCGCUUAAACCAAGAUAUAAAUGAAAUAGAUACUACUUAGCGAGUAUUUUCAAAAACAUCUAUUUCUGUCUUGUAAUCAAUUUUCGCAGACAGGAAUAUUUAAAAAAUGCUUGAUAAGUAAUAUGUACUCAGAUUAAUAACAUGCUAUGCCUAAUAAGCACUGUAUAGAAGCUAAUCAUAAAAUAAUAAAAAAGCUAUUUAUAUACAAAAAAAGACGUGUCAUAAAUUAAACUUUAUGUAAAUGUUACAAAUUGUUAAAACGUUUAUGCCAUGUUAAAAACAUUAAUCCUUUGGUAACAGCCAAAAAAAUAUGUAAUCAUGUAAUCAGUUGUCAUAUAUGACAUUCGAUUACGUAUUUGCUGUGUUUUUCUUUGAAAUAAUUGUAAAAAGCAAUAUAUCGCAUAUCUAUGUAAUCGUACUAAUAUUGGUAUAUUAAAAAAUUCUUAUGAUUGUUAUUAUAAUUGUGGAUUUAAAAUCAUAGAGGAAUUAUGUUGGUAUUUGUUUUUACGUGUUAACUGUUUUUGUGUAAUGAGCACUCUACAUUCCUUAGAUGUUAUGUUAUUAAAAUAAAAUCAUUAAUUGAAUAAAA
Messenger RNA from Helicoverpa armigera (cotton bollworm), 11877 nucleotides. It is a transcript of the gene didum, whose product is annotated as unconventional myosin-Va. The transcript is spliced from 41 exons. Gene Ontology annotation, molecular function: ATP binding; microfilament motor activity; actin filament binding. Lineage: Eukaryota; Metazoa; Arthropoda; Insecta; Lepidoptera; Noctuidae. The record is from RefSeq and is a predicted model, not a curated record. Gene Ontology annotation, cellular component: myosin complex; actin cytoskeleton; cytoplasm. Bases 399 to 5876 code for a protein of 1825 amino acids. Gene Ontology annotation, biological process: actin filament organization; vesicle transport along actin filament.